UUGCUCUUCGCUUUAAGGAUAAUUUCCAUAGAGUAACCUUUUUAGGUGACAAUGUUAUUACUAAUAUGUACGACAUAUUAAUCCAGAACCUAGAAAAGGAAACUGGAAGUUUGUUUUGGGAAAUCCAACAUCCUAAUCCAGUAAUCCUAAUAUAAUUAUGUGCAAGUUUUGGUGACAAUCUUUACGUUUUCUAUUUGUUAAUGUUAUUUGAAUCACAGGUAAAUCCAAAAUUAAUUUUCAGUGCUUUGAUGUCUCUACUUAUGUUUUUUUUAUCUAGAUGUAGGAAGUUAUUGUUUUUUCUUUGAGUACCAGCUGGAUCUUUUAACGUUUUUAUUGACAAUAGAUAGGAAGUGUGCAUAAUUUGAGUUUCCUUUUCUUUCCAUAUUGCAUACAACUAUACAAGUAUUUCUUCGUUUGUCUUCCUGUUUUUACAGAAGAGUGGUCCACUUCCUUCUCUUAUGUCUUCUGUCAAAAAUUGGGUACAAUCAAUUUUGUUUUUACAAAGAAAGGCUGCUGCAGCGUAGUCUUUAUGCUAGAAUCCCUUUUUACCUAUAGUGACAAUUCAUUUGAAGCAAUUCCACAUUAUUAUUGAAGUAUGCAUUAAUGUGCCGACUGCUUGUGUUAUGGUGACAUAGCUGUUAAUAGUUACUUUGGGACAAAGUGGACCUUAGCAUAAAUAAAUAUUCUGAACUGCCAAUUUAUUAGUAUAUUAAUUUAAACACCUUUCUUAAAUCAACAAACUAUUGUGUGAUUUUCUCUUUCUGUUCCACAUGUUUGGUCCAUUCACAUUUGACUGAAAAAUUUUAUCCUACCAAAUGACAUGUGACAUCGGAUUUGCCAAUGAUGUGAAUCCUUGAGAAGAUUUACUUCCGAAUAUGUAAAUAAGUACACCUACAUGCUUCUGAAAUCCCUGAGUUUCCUUACUUAACCUUUGUGAUUUCUUAAUUGGACAGUCUUCUAGUUGGUGGUGGUCCAACUGUGUUUUCAAAGUCCGAAAAAAACCAAAAAGAACGUUGUUUAAAUCAAGUUAAUGAUAUGGAGUAUCAUUAUUACUUGCUCAUUUAGAUUGCACCCAUGAGUGGUAGUUGAGCAUAUAGGUUAAAGAAAGAAAUUAAUAACUAAAAGCGUAGGGAGAUGAUGGUUAAUAUUUUUAUCGCUAUAUAAUUGUUGGUCACUGCUUGGUUGCUAGACCCAUAAUUGUAUGCAGUGUUUCCUCCAAUCUAAAUAGUUGUCUCUUCACUUAUUCAUCAAGUUGUCUUUCCUUUGUUAGUGCCACUUCGUUUGCAAGAAGUGACAUUGUAUACUUGACAAAACAGUACCCUUAUGUAUGGUGUCCACAUAGAGCGUGAUUGUGACUUCUGAGCUUUCUGUUAGUUGAGCUUAUUGUAUUUUGCUUCAGGCUAAAAUUAAGACACUUUUCUUGGAAAUCUGAGUUUGGGAGGAAAUGAUUUUCAGCUAUAUCGUGUAAAUGCAGCUUAUGAUUCAAGAUGACAAGACUUCAGGUAAUUCUUGCUUGAUGGACAGUUCUUCAAGCUGCAGUGAUAAGAAAACAUUGAAGAGGUGGUUUUUCAUUGACAAGAGGGUCGGAUAGUUGACUUGAACAAGUUGAUAACAUUAAUUGUAUCUUGACUAAUUAUUCCACUAACAUAAACAAGCAAUCUGGAUUCGCUAGACAUGAUUUCAGGCCAACCCUCCCCUGUUCUGACUGAUCCUGCUCCCAUCAAGGAGAGAGUCGGCAUCCAUCCGAACCUAAUGCCUUACUCACAGACAGGUGCAUCUUUCUCCACGGGGAUGUAUAUACCAAUUCCCAAGAAAAAGCCUGGCAAGCUUGAAGAUGUUCUGUCAAACGGCUGGUUAGAUGCCAUGAAAUCUUCCUCUCCUCCUCGAAAGAAGCUUCUUAAGGACUUCAAUGUUGGGGUCGUCUCAGAUGACACUGAUUUUGGUUAUUAUGCUUGGAUGAACAAGCAUCCGUCUGCCUUGACUUCCUUUGAACAAAUCACCAAUUUUGCUGACGGAAAGAAGGUUGCAAUAUUUUUGGACUAUGACGGGACCCUUUCUCCAAUUGUGGAUGACCCUGAUCGUGCACUUAUGUCUAAUGAUAUGCGUUCAGCUGUGAGAAAUGUUGCCAAGUAUUUUCCAACAGCAAUCAUUAGUGGAAGAAGCCGUGAUAAGGUCUACGAGUUGGUAGGUUUAACGGAGCUACACUAUGCUGGUAGUCAUGGGAUGGAUAUCAUGAGCCCAGUGCACGAUGUAUUUGAUGACCACUUUAACUUUAGUAAUGCCACUGACAAGCAGGAUAAGGAAGUAAGUUUAUUCCAGCCUGCUAGUGAAUUUUUGCCCAUGAUCAAUGAGGUUUUUAGAACCCUUGUUGACAUGACUAAAAGUAUUAAAGGCGCAAAAGUUGAGAACCACAAGUUUUGUGCAUCUGUACAUUACCGUAAUGUUGAUGAGAAGAAUUGGCCUACUAUUGCCCAGCUUGUGCAUGAUAUUCUUAAAAGUUAUCCUCGGUUACGCUUAACUCACGGGCGGAAGGUUUUAGAAGUUCGACCCGUCAUUGACUGGGAUAAGGGGAAAGCAGUUGAAUUUUUGCUUGAGUCUCUUGGCCUAAGUAACAGUGAUGAUGUGCUCCCAAUUUACAUAGGAGAUGACAGGACUGAUGAAGAUGCAUUUAAGGUGCUACGGAAGGGCAACCGAGGAUAUGGUAUUCUAGUAUCCCCAAUCCCAAAAGAUACUAAGGCAUUCUACUCUCUCAGGGACCCUUCAGAGGUUAAGCAAUUUCUGGAGGCCUUGGUGCAAUGGAGAGAGCAGAAUCAGAGCACAAAGAGGAGGAACAAUUAGUUAAUAAUAUGUAGACUUAAUUAUAUAUGUUUAGGGUAGAGAUUUAAAUUUUGAAAAGGUAUGCAGCAAAGGCUGCCUAGUGCCUGCAUCAUUCACAAUUUUCAGUCUGAACCAAAAAAUUUGGUUCUUUUUUUAAGAAAUAUUAUUCGAAAUUUGCCUAUAUUCGCCACCGUUCUUAAGUAAAUGUAUGUUUUAGGGUGGAGUUGCAA
This is a messenger RNA of Beta vulgaris subsp. vulgaris (sugar beet), 3047 nucleotides long. RefSeq names its product probable trehalose-phosphate phosphatase F. Gene Ontology annotation, molecular function: trehalose-phosphatase activity. Bases 1675 to 2838 code for a protein of 387 amino acids. Lineage: Eukaryota; Viridiplantae; Streptophyta; Magnoliopsida; Caryophyllales; Amaranthaceae. Gene Ontology annotation, biological process: trehalose biosynthetic process. The record is from RefSeq and is a predicted model, not a curated record. The transcript is spliced from 11 exons.